Molecule: messenger RNA, 4442 nt
Organism: Cheilinus undulatus (humphead wrasse)
Lineage: Eukaryota; Metazoa; Chordata; Actinopteri; Labriformes; Labridae
Gene: scdb
Product: stearoyl-CoA desaturase b
Exons: 6
Coding region: 299-1312 (337 amino acids)
Biological process (GO): unsaturated fatty acid biosynthetic process; response to fatty acid
Cellular component (GO): endoplasmic reticulum membrane
Molecular function (GO): iron ion binding; stearoyl-CoA 9-desaturase activity; palmitoyl-CoA 9-desaturase activity
Source: RefSeq, a predicted model, not a curated record
UCCUCUGUGUGUCUGGAAGGACUUUCUCUUGGACUGGACAAAAAGGGGGAUGGCAAACAUGGAGGAAACAGCCAAUGGGAUGUGCAGUACCUUUGGCAUCAAUUUCUACAUCAACCAGUUGCUUUAAAAUGCUCUCUGAGAAAGUACAGUCACUUCUGUCCCUCUAAAUCAAUGCUACAGUAUUAUCUUCAUUAUAUUUCACCUCUGCCAACAUCUCAAGUAAACCAAGGACCCCCGUGGAUUUGGUACCCUCCUUUUGAGCCUGGAGAUCACCACUUCGAACCACUUCAGCAACAACAUGACCAAAACGGAAACCUGGACUGAGCACAUAGCCGGCGGUAAGCAGCAGCUGAAUGGAGGUGCCAUGGCAGAAACGUCGACGGUGGAGGAUGUUUUUGACGACACCUACAAAGAGAAAAAGGGUCCCAGACCGCCGAGGAUGCUGGUGUGGAGAAAUAUCAUAAUGAUGACCCUCCUACAUAUUGGUGCGCUGUAUGGACUGCUUCUGCUUCCGUCUGCCUCGUUUUUAACUCUUGUGUGGACUGUAGUGUGUUACCUCUUUAGUGGGCUCGGCGUGACUGCAGGCGUGCACAGAUUAUGGAGCCACAGAUCCUAUAAGGCUUCUUUUCCCCUGAGAGUCUUCCUUGCUCUUGGCAACUCCAUGGCCUUUCAGAAUGACAUAUAUGACUGGGCCAGGGACCAUCGUGUUCACCACAAGUUCUCAGAGACAGAUGCCGACCCUCACAAUGCCACACGGGGGUUCUUCUUCGCCCACAUUGGUUGGCUCCUGAUCCGUAAACAUCCUGACGUCAUUGAAAAGGGCAAAAAACUGGAUCUGUCGGACCUCAAAGCAGAUAAAGUCGUUAUGUUUCAGAGACGACACUACAAACUCUCUGUGGUGAUCCUGUGCUUCCUUGUGCCCACAUUGGUGCCCUGGUACUUCUGGGGUGAGUCCUUGGCUGUGGGAUACUUUGUGCCAGGACUCCUGAGGUAUGCUGUGAUUCUCAACGCCACUUGGCUGGUCAACAGCGCAGCACACAUAUGGGGCAACAGGCCAUAUGACAAGAAUAUAAACCCCAGAGAAAACUCACUGGUUGCUUUCAGUGCCAUAGGUGAAGGCUUCCACAACUACCACCACACCUUCCCCUUCGACUACGCCACCAGUGAGUUCGGCUGCAGGCUCAACCUCACCACCGCCUUCAUAGACCUCAUGUGCUUUCUGGGUUUGGCCUCAGACUGCAAGAGAGUGUCGAAGGAGAUGAUAGCAGCUCGCGUACAGCGAACGGGUGAUGGCAGCUACAAAAGUGGCUGAGCAACACUCAAUUAAAAUUUAUGUAUUUGAUACAAACAUGGCGAACUAAGACAGUACAUAACAACAGGCAUAGCAGCAAUUCAGUAGUGCAGGAUGAGGUGAUUAUCAUACUUUUGACUACACUUUCAACCUCUUUCUGAGACUAAUAUCAGCUUUGUAUAAAUUGUGUGAGUCUCUUUUAAGGUUUAAAGUGUCCUCACCAACUAUUAGCCAUGGCCAACUACUUGGCUACUUGUGCAAGCACAGCUUUUGUUGCCAUAACACGGGUGCACACAGAAUGAAAUAUAAGAUUUAAGUCCCUUUGGUGGUAGAAGGACAACCAAACAAGUCUGUGUGAGUGGUGUUUAAAAGUAGUAAUUACAGAAUGAUUUAAUCUUUAUCUAAUUUGUAAGUGUGCUACUUAUUAAAUCUAUGUUUGGCACUUUAAAGCUUUAUUGAAACUUCCUAAACUGUGAGGUUUCUCUACAGGCAAGAUUUGAAGCCUUUUUGCUCUUACGUCUGUCAGAAGUGCUUUGUUUCAGCUUAAUUUAGCCUUUUAAAAGCAAUGGUUGUCCAUAUCUUUGGUAAGCUGGUAGUCUUAUUAAACCCUUAGCUGCUGUAAAGCACCAAGACGGUAUUCUAUAACAACAUCAAAGUUUAUUAAACCCAGGGUAAAUACAGUGAAGAUGCAGAAUACUAGGGGUGCAACUGAUCACAAAUCUCUUGGUUUGAAUCAAAUCACACACUUUUUUGUCACGAAUCGGAUCAUUUUUUGAAUCAUCAGAAUUACUUAGCCAUGGUUGUGACUUUGCAAUUUGAAAGUACAUUAAAAGACGUUUCUUUUAAUCUAUUAAGUUACGCAGUGUAUCCAGUCUUAAAUAUACCCUUUACAGUAUUUCAGAUAAUACUAUCUCACUUUAAUCUUUACUUUUUAUUUAGAAAAAAGCUUUGACAAUUUAGUAUAAGCAACAUCAUCAUCACAUAGAUCAUUUAACAGCUGGUGUGCACCUGUUGUAUGAGUUGAACCAGGCUUGAAGCAUUAGCGUGCACUUAAGGAUUACAUCUUCGGUUUUUGCAGCAAUUGCAGUGCUGUUUAAGAGAGUUUUUGUAUAAAGUUAAGUUUACAUCUAAAAAACUACGGCAGGCCAUUUCGUCACACGUUAAGCUACUGAUUGUUGUUUAAGGUAAUCACAAGCUGAUAUCUCCAUGAUAAAUGCAGACACUAAUCCAAAGCACUGUUUGGCAAAAGAAGACAAACACAGAUAUAAACAUUUUAUGUCUUUUUGCGAAAAACUUGUAUAGCUAUAUAAAAAGCAAGCUGAACAACUGUAGAGUGAAUCUCCCUGGUGCGUAGGCACACUCCUUAAACACUGCUUUGUUUUAACUUAGAGUCUGCACAGUGAGUUAUUGGCAGUAAAUCUAUUUUUGCAUAUUGAAGAUAAAGCUUGCAUCAAUCAUGAAGAGUGUUUGUCAUAUGAAUUCUGCAUAUCUCAGUUUUUUAGUUGGUCAAAGCUUGUUGUGCAUGCAAGGGAUCAACAUAAGGCUCAAUGACUUUGACCUUUAACCUUCAAAAUCUAUUUAAUCUUUGAAUCAAAAUGCAUAUUUGUCCAAAGUUUAAAGAAAAUCCCUCAAAAUGUCCUUAAGCUAUCAUAAGCAAGGAGGAAAAUAUACAGUGCUGUGCAAAACUUUUAUGCAUGUUUAGGCCAAAAAAAAUGUAUGGUUGAAAGUAGGGCGUUGAUAUGGCGAAUAGGCCACCUGAGGGAACCAUUGGGUGGGAAAGAGGUUUGUUACAAAUUCUCUUGUGCUCUGGAUUUGUCUGUACAUUACCAGGGUUAUGGGAAUAUAAUCUGUUGAAAAAAUAACCAAGCCCACACCUCUAGGGUGGAGUAAGGGGUUUAUGUGGUGAGUAUGAAUGGCAUAGGGCACUGCCAGGGUGGGUAUGAGGCUUGCCACAAGCCCCUGGUCUUGUUAUUGACAUCCCAAGGGCCUGAAUACUGCUAGUGAAAUCUAAUGGUUUUGUCCCUGAGUCAGAGUAGUCUUCUGUGUAUGGCUUGAAAAAAAAAACAUGUUCUUGAGAUAUUGGGUUGACAAGUAAGGGAUGGCCAUAUGGCCUAAUGAUCUUGAUGUUUGACCUUGAAAAUCGAAUCAGCUUAUCCUUGAAUCAGAGUGGACAUUUGUGCAAAGUUUGAAGAAACUUCACCGAAGCAUUUUUGAGAUAUCACAUUCAUGAGCAAGGGGUGAACAUAAGGCCCACUGACCCUGAUCUUUGAUCUCUGACCUCCAAAAUCUAACGGUUUUGUUCUGAGUCUGAUUGAACAUUUGUGCAAAGUAAAGAGAAAAUCAGUAAAUUUAGUUUGAUGAUGCAUUUAGCGAUGAUCCGUGGAUCAUACACGUUCCAAACCAAAGGGAUAGUCCAUUUGACUCCCAGAUUCUGUGAUCAGUUGCACCACUACUGAAUACUUUCUAUGGGUCACUCUAACAACCACAUACUGCCUCUAACUGCCUGAGAGGCUCCCAUUAGGUGUUUUGCUAUCAGCAUACAUCUCUGAUUAAGUAGUAAAGAAGCCUCCUGUUCUGUUAAUACUCUGAACUGAAACAGACAGAUACUUCCUGUUCAGUUUGAAAAGAGGGAAUUGUUAAAAAAAAGUUCUAUAUUUGAAAGAACACUCAGAUACAUAGUUUUCCCCUGAAAGGGCCAAUGAGGCAUGAGCAGGAGGUGUGUUUACCUUUUGUACCAUGCAGUAUAAUGACAUGUGCCAGGACUUUAUGCCUUAUGAGGGUUUUGCACCGGUUUAAAAACUAAAAGUGCAGAUUUGGGAACUUAAAUUUUCUCUCUAAUCAAAGUGGUUGGGUCUCUGUAUUUAUUUAAACUGAAAUCUUUAUUUAUAAACGAAAGGCAGAGACCAUUCAACAGAUUUUUUUUUCUUUCGAUUUACUUGUGUAUCAAAUCUUACACUAUAACACUGUCCAGACCUGCCAUGAAAUCAUUGAUGAAACUGUUGUAAUAUUUGUCAAACUCCCUCCUUUAAAGAGAAACAGUUUUAUACAGUGAUAACUACCUGAAGUUCAAAUGCCUUAAAAAUGGCUCUUUUUCAAAGAAUGUUUUGCCCUCUGUAUGUACCAAAAAAUAAACCAAAUUUUCUACUUGUUA